GCCGGGGCGUGUGCGGCGCGGAGCUCAACUGCUUAGCCGCUGGGGGAUGAUGUAGGAGGGUUGAUUAGCUUUCCUAAUUAGCGUGAAUAAUUCGGGGCGCUGCCGGCGAAAGCGAUUGCCGGGGGCUUGCUCGGGGGCUUCUUUUUCGGUGGGUGGGAUAAUUAGUGGCCCCUUUUUUCGGGAUUAUUCUUCUUUCCUCUCCACGUCCCACCCUCCGGUUUUCACUGGUUUAGUUGGUUCCCAUAUGUAUCUUUUACACUGUGCCUGGCGGAGACGGGGAGCAUUUUAACCUCCAUCCCCAACUUUCCCACCAUCACACGCAGUGCUGCCCGGGAGGACAGAAGCAGCGGCCAGGUGUUGGUGAUUCCAGACCAGACAGUUAGGGGUUCAGUUCUCAGGAAGCAGAGACGCAAGAGGCUUAUUGGAUUGAAUCUAUUUUGCGCAGGGCGCCACAGCUCUACAUCAAUAUCCUAUCUUCUCUUGCCCACCCUCCUCUCCCCCAAGGGGGGGGGAGGAGCUGGGAAUCACUUUUAAUACCCCCACCCCUUCCCCAGCACACCUUGGUCCCUGGGGCAGACGCCAGGCAUCACCCAUUGUUGUAUUAGGAGAACAUAAUCCUCGUCGCUCCUUUCCUGGCUUUGGGGGCUCCAGCAGGACACUGUUCCCUCCCUUGGAGUGCAGAUCAGAAAGGCACUGAGAGGACUUCAUUAGCACCUUCUUCUCAGGGGACAUCAAGGAAAGAAGGUUACCUGCAAGCCUUCACUUCACUGGGAGAGCUGGGACUGAAGCACCAGCUAUUGGAGGCACUGAAAGAAGCACCAGUCUUUCACACCCCUUCAUCUCCUGCCCCCUGCUCCCCAGUCCUCUGAGUUCCGUUGAAAGGAGACCCCAGAGGUUGCAAGACUACUCUAUCAAGAUGUGCAGCUCAGUUGCUCCCAGGCUGUGGUUCUUAACAGAUCGUCGUAUCAGGGAAGACUACCCUCAGCAGGAGAUCUUGAGGGCGCUCAAGGCCAAGUGCUGUGAAGAGGAACUAGACUUUCGGGCCUUGGUGAUGGAUGAAGUGGUACUGACCAUUGAGCAUGGAAACUUGGGUCUCCGGGUAAAUGGGGAGCUCAUUACCGCCUAUCCACAGGUGGUUGUUGUACGUGUGCCAACACCCUGGGUCCAAAGUGACAGUGACAUCACAGUCCUUCGCCAUUUGGAGAAGAUGGGCUGCCGGUUGAUGAAUCGGCCCCAAGCUAUCCUCAACUGUGUCAACAAGUUCUGGACCUUCCAGGAGCUGGCUGGUCAUGGUGUGCCUCUUCCAGACACCUUCUCUUAUGGUGGUCAUGAGAACUUUGCCAAAAUGAUUGAUGAGGCGGAGGUGCUGGAGUUUCCCAUGGUGGUGAAGAACACACGGGGUCACCGAGGCAAAGCUGUAUUCCUGGCACGAGAUAAGCACCAUUUGGCAGACCUGAGCCAUUUAAUUCGUCAUGAAGCCCCUUACCUGUUCCAGAAAUAUGUCAAGGAGUCCCAUGGCAAGGAUGUGCGUGUCAUCGUGGUAGGCGGCCGUGUAGUGGGGACCAUGCUGCGCUGCUCAACAGAUGGGAGGAUGCAGAGCAACUGCUCACUUGGCGGUGUAGGGAUGAUGUGCUCACUGAGUGAACAAGGCAAGCAGCUGGCAGUCCAAGUAUCAAACAUUUUGGGGAUGGAUGUGUGUGGCAUCGACCUACUGAUGAAAGAUGAUGGCUCAUUCUACGUCUGCGAGGCCAAUGCAAAUGUAGGUUUCAUUGCCUUUGACAAGGCUUGUAAUCUAGAUGUAGCUGGUAUCAUAGCGGACUAUGCCGCUUCUCUCCUUCCCCCCGGUCGCUUGACGCGGCGUAUGUCCUUGCUCUCUGUGGUGUCCACGGCCAGCGAGACUAGCGAGCCAGAGCUGGGCCCUCCAGCUAGCGCCGCUGUCGACAAUAUGAGUGCUAGCUCCAGCUCUGUCGACAGCGACCCUGAGACCACGGAGAGAGAGUUGCUCACCAAGCUCCCGGGGGCUUUAUUCAACAUGAACCAGCUAUUAGCCAAUGAGAUCAAACUUCUUGUGGAAUGAUGCCACGUGUAAAUACAUGACCAACAACACUCUUGUAAAUUUUUUUUUAAACCAACUUGCAAUGCUGUUUUUCAGAGAAGCUCAGGGAGAUGAGGAGAGUGGAGGGGGAGGGAGGGAGGAAUUAGAUAAGAGUGAGAUUAAAAGUCACAUAUUCUCUGAUUGCUGCUCUUACUUUUUAAUCCUGCAGAGCAUAUGAUUGAUUUAAUUUUGGCAGCCAAUCUCUAGUCAGUGAUAACUAGUUCAAACCCAAAUGAGGAUUUUAUUUAUGUGCAGCUGUGGUCCCAAGCUUAUUGCAGAACAUGUGUAUUCAUGGGGAGAUAUUACAGCGCAAUUCACACUUUUUUGGAUUUAGAAUGCUAUCUUGCAAUUCUCCAAAAGUAUCUGUGAACUAAUGCAGCUGUGAAGUUUCUCCUUCCUCUUUAAGAACUUGAUCUUGUGAAUUGCUUGAGUGCCUUUAGCUUCUAAGAGAGCUGAGGGUGUUGAAGGCCUGAUCUUUCAAAGGUGCUGAGCAUCUGCAGUUCUCAUUCACAUGAAUGGGAGCUGUGAAAAGUUCAGCAUCUCUUAAAAUCAGCCCAUUAUGACCUUACAGGAUCUGGCCUUAAGUGAUGGGGUAGGGACAGGAAACUUGAGCUUUCAGCAUAAACCUGCGACUUCUGCCAUCUCAGUAUUAACUGGCAGCUGUGUGUCCAUAUUUGUUUUUUAGGGGAUUUUUGUUAAAUCUGUUGGGUUUUUUAUCAUUUUAAAUCCUGGCUGCAAGGCAGGUGGGUAGAGGAAUCAGUCAUGUACUCAUUCAUGGCAGAAGUGGCAUGUUUUAACUAUUUUUGCACGAUUGGAGGAGAUAAACAGCAUUGUAAUGUUCGGUGUACAAAAUAAUGUUUAUCCAAUGUGAAAAAGAAUUACACUAGUUUAAAACAAAUGUGCAUUGACUUGUAUUUGUUAGUGUUUUAGUCUUUUUGAGAGAUAAUCUGUUAAUGUUCCAUUUUUUUUAAUACAUGCUAGUCCAACACACCGUUCUCUAUGCUUGCAUCUUUAACAGUGGCCAAAGUGAAAACAUCACAACUUAUUUAACAAAACACUGACUUGAAGCCUGUAAAUCAUUAUUUUAUUUUUGUCAUUUUGGGGGGGGGAAAUGUGGUAGGGUGUGGAGGAGGGAAAAGGUUGGUGGAAACCUCAAGGAUAAAGCUGAAGUUCAUUUAUUACCACUAAUACUAGGCUUGUAUUUUCCAUAUUGAAAAAUGUCUGAACUCUUUUUUGUCAGCUGAGCUCCAAAGCAUGGAUCCAGGGGAAAAAUACACGGUUCUUGGCUUUGGGAAAUUGUGCAGAAGAUUUAAAAAAAAAAAAAAAAAGGCCCAGCUAGAAUAAAAAUAUAAAAGGCCACAAGCAGUGAAUAGAUGGAUCCUGGAUCCUGUGUAUGUGUGUGUGCUUUGCUUUAUUCCUUUUUGGUUUUUGGGCUAUUCAGUUUCAUUUUUUCGGCUGACUGAUUUUCUUUCUUCAGUCCUUCUGGCUGUGCAAUUUCUCAUUCAACUUGAGCAGUUUUGGGAAACUAAGAACCAAAACAGCAGUGUUAGGUCCAAUUUUAAGUCCUCACCUUCCUCCUCCUCACCCCCUGCUUGUUCCUUCCCCUCCUUCUGGGUUCAUAAAGCACCACAGAUAGGUUGAGAGAUGCGCCUCUUUUUAGGGGGGGGGAAAAAAGUAAAACAUUCACAACUGAAAAAUGGUUUUGUGAAAAGAGGGUUUGGAGGGUGGGUUUGUGUGUGUGCAAUGCUGCUGUUAUCUGGAUACUUUAAAGGAGCAUGUCCCAUAUAUCCUCUGAGGCUCUGCGCUUCCCACCUCUGUGGCCCCUUCUCACCUCUCCGCUGCUCUGCUGCUUUACCGUCACUCGAAUUAAGCAAACACAGCUCAUGGACACUACGGAGAGAGACUUCAAGAGGCAAUAAACAGAACAGUAUUAACCUGCUUUCAUGGAGGUUUGAUCAUGCUUAUUUGUACAGUUUUUUUAAUUUUAAAAAGGAAUGUAAUAAAAUGAGGGGGUUUUGUAGAAUUAAAUAUUAUUAUUAAAAACAAGUGAAAGGUU
Messenger RNA from Pelodiscus sinensis (Chinese soft-shelled turtle), 4151 nucleotides. Lineage: Eukaryota; Metazoa; Chordata; Testudines; Trionychidae. The record is from RefSeq and is a predicted model, not a curated record.